AUCCUCUCCUCACAGACACUGCCCCCCUUUCCCAACACAACAAACCCACACAGACACUCAGACUGUGACUCACACACACACACAAACACAUAUAUACACACCGCCUAACAAGAUACUAAAUGGCUGAGACUUGAGACACAGCCUGAUCUGUGUCCCACGUCCCUCUUCCAUGUCCUGGUCCAUGUUUGAGCUUCUGGGUCUGGAAGAUUUGAUGCUAAUAUAGUUAGUAGUACUAGUAUUUGGAGUUAGUUUGAAAAGUGGUGGUGGUGGCUGGUAGUGGUGACGGUGGAGAUGAAUAGUGGUGGUGUAGGAGGUGGAGGUGGAGGUGGGGGUGGGGGUGGGGGUGGAGGUGGGGUAGGGGGAGUCACUGGAGGGAUGGGGACAGGGAUGCUGGCAAUGAGGUCUCCGUUUACAGUGUCUCAAUGGCAAGAACUGGAACAUCAAGCUUUGAUUUUUAAGUACAUGAUGGCAGGUUUGCCUGUGCCACCUGAUCUUGUGCUACCUAUUCAGAAGAGCUUUGAGUCCAUUUCUCAUAGAUUCUUCCACCAUCCCACCGUAUCACAUUUCCAGCAUAAUUUUGCAGUGGGUUAUUGCUCCUUCUAUGGGAAAAAGGUUGACCCUGAGCCAGGGCGAUGCAGGAGAACCGAUGGCAAGAAAUGGAGGUGCUCCAAAGAUGCAUACCCUGACUCCAAGUAUUGUGAGCGCCACAUGCACCGUGGCCGCAACCGUUCAAGAAAGCCUGUGGAAUCACAAAACAUAACACAGUCAUCAUCCGCUGUGACAUCACUGACUGUUACUGGGAGCAGCAGUGGGACUGGAAGCUUCCAGAACCUUCCCUUGCACGCCUUUGGUAAUCUCCAGGGCACUGGUUCUGGAACUAACCAAUCCCAUUAUAAUUUGGACUCCAUUCCCUAUGGAAUCCCUAGCAAGGAUUACAGGUGUGGUCAAGGUAUUAAGCCUGAGGCUGGUGAGCAUAGUUUCUUCUCUGGAGCUUCAGGGAGCAACAGGGGUCUCCAGAUAGACUCACAGCUUGAUAGUGCAUGGUCAUGGAGGCAAUCCAGAGUUUCAUCAUUUCCCACAUCAAAGUCUAUUGAUAAUUCAAUGUUGCAGAAUGAUUAUCCCCAGCAUUCAUUUUUCACUGGCGAAUUCACAACCGGGGAACCUGUGAAGCAAGGUGGCCAGUCUCUUAGACCCUUCUUUGAUGAGUGGCCUAAAACAAGGGAUUCUUGGUCUGGCCUUGAAGAUGAUAGAUCCAAUCCAGCCUCAUUCUCCACAACCCGGCUUUCAAUAUCCACCCCCAUGGCUUCGUCGGACUUGUCCACACCGAGUUCUCAUUCGCCACACGAUAACUGAAGAGGUCAGGUCAAGAAAUGGUGGAAGCAUUUUCAGAAUGUCCUGGAAAAUUGUAACAAUAUUAAACAUGUGGAUGCUUAAAAGGGUCAGACAUCCAUUGAUGUAGUUUGAUUUUCAAUCAUGGUUAAACUGUUGUUGGUUAUCAACAUAGAUGCUUGUGUAAUGGAUUCAUUUGAAAGCUUUGCAAACUCCAGUUCUAGUUGUGGAAUAAAACAAACUCUGGCUGUGGUGAUUGAGGAACCCAAAAGCAUUGUGGGUUUUGUAUUGAAUCAUAGAGCUUGUUUGCAGAUCUGUUCCAGUUGAUAAUUACUUCUGCAUAUGCACGUGGAUUUACAAACAUUUCUUUUUGAUGUUCACGAUCAAUAGUUUUCUGAUUUCGGAAUAGGAAUAUGGGAACUGUGGCAUGAUAUUAUUAUGGAAUU
Molecule: messenger RNA, 1775 nt
Organism: Manihot esculenta (cassava)
Lineage: Eukaryota; Viridiplantae; Streptophyta; Magnoliopsida; Malpighiales; Euphorbiaceae
Product: growth-regulating factor 4
Exons: 4
Coding region: 292-1353 (353 amino acids)
Biological process (GO): regulation of DNA-templated transcription; developmental process; DNA-templated transcription
Cellular component (GO): nucleus
Molecular function (GO): ATP binding
Source: RefSeq, a predicted model, not a curated record